Messenger RNA from Manihot esculenta (cassava), 959 nucleotides. Its product is annotated as dolichol-phosphate mannose synthase subunit 3. Gene Ontology annotation, biological process: GPI anchor biosynthetic process. The record is from RefSeq and is a predicted model, not a curated record. Lineage: Eukaryota; Viridiplantae; Streptophyta; Magnoliopsida; Malpighiales; Euphorbiaceae. The coding region runs from base 303 to 572 and encodes 89 amino acids. The transcript is spliced from 4 exons. Gene Ontology annotation, cellular component: dolichol-phosphate-mannose synthase complex; endoplasmic reticulum membrane.
AAUUACCAUUGUCGAGUUUUCAGUGCCUUUUUAUUUUACGAAGUAUUGAGUUUGAGUUGGGCUUUCGAAUUUUUCGAUUCUUUUGCCACUAUCUGUAUCUAAAAGCUUGUUUAAAUCGAGACAACUGCUUCAAUGUCUAAUUCCUUCCAACCCUAGAAGAUCAGAGAAGACCCAAAAUUGGACCGUCUUCUCAACUCUUCCCCCUUUCAGAGCUCCAAGAGAACUUCAAGAUCCCGUUUGAUCCCGCUUGCUUUUUAUAAAUCUUGACAGAGCAGUGUUUUUCUCAUCUUAUUACGUGCACGAUGAAGCAUGUUGUUAAGAUUUUGUCCAUCCUAGUGACCAUUUCUGCCAUUUGGGUUGGCCUCUUGCAGACCUCUAUUGUUCCUCGUAGCCAUACUUGGUUGCUACCCAUCUAUUUUGUUGUAUCGCUCGGAUGCUAUGGUUUGUUAAUGGUUGGAGUUGGUUUGAUGCAAUUUCCUACGUGCCCUCAAGAAGCACUAUUAUUGCAGCAGGACAUCAUGGAGGCCAAAGAAUUUCUAAAGCAAAAAGGGGUUGAUGUUAGUUCAGAUUGAUAAAGGCACACUGUUUGAUGUGUGGAUAGUUAAUAGCAAAACAUCUGAAAGCUUUGAGCAAUCUGUCAGUGGGUUCAUCUGAAUGCUAAAUUUUCCUGUCUAGUCAAAAUUUUGUCAUAGAGUUGCAAUGUAAUGUAAAAGCUAAUUGAGUUUUGAGGUUCCACAGCGGCUCCAGGACAUGUAUGAAAAUGUGGAUUUUAGUUUUUUCUCCCCUUUCUCUUCUUUUAACCGUUGGGAAUUGAGACUUUGAGAUUUGUAGCAUUAGCCCUAUGUGAAGUCACAAGGAGAUGAGUAGCAAAUCAUGAUUGCCAUUCAUUAUCUUUUUGAAACAUAUACAAUUCCUAGUUAACUUUGUUAUAGUAUUUGUGAAAUUCAAUUUUCUACUCA